Molecule: messenger RNA, 1211 nt
Organism: Triticum dicoccoides
Lineage: Eukaryota; Viridiplantae; Streptophyta; Magnoliopsida; Poales; Poaceae
Product: Putative eukaryotic LigT
Exons: 12
Coding region: 1-1035 (344 amino acids)
Biological process (GO): regulation of DNA-templated transcription; DNA alkylation repair
Cellular component (GO): nucleus
Molecular function (GO): RNA binding
Source: RefSeq, a predicted model, not a curated record
AUGGGAGAAAAAUAUUCCUCUUCUCUUGAGGUAGAUGUUCCUCUAAUGCGUUUUCUCAAAGGAAAAGGUGGAUCUGUGCAGAAGCAGAUUGAACAGGAGACUCGAGUUAAAAUCAUUUUCCCAUCUGCAAAGGAGGAAACACUUGUUGCCCUCGAAGGCAAAAGUGCUGAAAGUAUUAGAAAAGCAUCAGAGAGGAUUUCAAAGAUCCUUGGAGAGGCUGUUCAAAGUCCAAUGCUAGAUUACUCGCAUUUCAUAUCACUUCCGUUGGCCAUCCACCCGGCUCUUGUCGAGAAGCUAAAUAACUUCCAGAGGUCGAUCCUCAGGGCGUCUGCAUCUAAUGUGGAUAGUGAUAAGGAUGAAAGCCUAAGCGAAGGUUCUAUGGAAGAAAUUGAUGAAGCAGCGAACCCUAGUGUUUCAGUCAAGCUGCCAGUCAAAGAAGAAAAUUCUGUCAUAGUGAAAAUGGAUAAUAAGGAGUUCAGCAUUGACAAGUCGAUAUUCAUAAAACCCAAAAUGUUUCACCUAACGGUUCUUAUGUUGAAGUUGUGGAACAAGGAUCGUAUUUCUCAGGCUUCUGAAGUCCUCCAGUCAAUAUCUUCCCAGGUAAAUGAAGCUUUGGAAAACCGACCUAUCUCUAUACAACUUAAGGGUCUGACAUGCAUGAAAGGCUCACCAGCUAGGGCCCGUGUUGUAUAUGCUCCAGUACUUGAAAUUGGUGGAGAAGGGCGCCUUGUUCGAGCUUGCAAGGUAAUAACUGACGCCUUCGUCAAGUCAGGCCUGGUUCUUGAAAGGGAUGCCAGACAAGAAUUGAGGUUGCAUGCAACCAUAAUGAAUGUGCGCCACAGGAAGAGCAAGAAAUCGAACCGAAGAAACAAUUCGUUCGAUGCUCGGAAUAUAUUCAGACAAUAUGGGGAACAGGACUGGGGCGAGUACCCAGUACCUGCGGUGCACCUAUCUCAGAGGUUCAAGUUCGACGAGGGUGGAUACUACCAUUGCUGUUGCUCGAUCCCCUUGCCCGAGGUGGCUCAGACGGAGUGAGCCCCGUGUGUUUCGACACAUCACAGUAUUCAAUCUUGACGCAGUAUCUUAUGCCCUUAAGAUCGGUACCGGGUCUUUUUUGCCGUCAUGGAAUCUGUAGUUUGGUCGCGUGGCUUUGCUUCUGUUGUGGACAUUGUGCACGGUAACGAGUGCUAUGCAGGCUAUGUUAACUCAUA